Messenger RNA from Dipodomys spectabilis (banner-tailed kangaroo rat), 7501 nucleotides. It is a transcript of the gene Fign, whose product is annotated as fidgetin, microtubule severing factor. Bases 525 to 2783 code for a protein of 752 amino acids. The record is from RefSeq and is a predicted model, not a curated record. Gene Ontology annotation, molecular function: microtubule severing ATPase activity; ATP binding; ATP hydrolysis activity. Lineage: Eukaryota; Metazoa; Chordata; Mammalia; Rodentia; Heteromyidae. The transcript has 3 exons.
CGGUGCUCCUGCUGCCCGUCUCUCUCCACGGCCCGCCUCUCGCCACUGCCUCUCGUCUGCUCUCGCUCUCGGCAGCCUCCGUCUCUUUUCUCCCUCUCUCCUUUGAAAACUGAUCUUUGGCUCUUAGUGUGAAAGUGAUUUGAAUUUGGCUCGGCGGCGCUCUGCGCCUGCGCUCAGCCUCUGGCAUGCUGGCUCCUUCCAAGCAGCUGUUUUGGGUUUGAAAUUCCAACAUGGCAGAGGCUGCAGUCCGUCUUCCCUUCAAAAACUUGGAAUGAUUUCAAAUCAUAGGCACCUUCACUUAACCCUAGCUUCCAUUCAUCAGCAAACACAUCGGAUCGAUGCUACGCUAACGCAGCGCGUUCUUGCGACGCACCUUCAGGUUAAAUGAAUACCUGACGAAAGGGCCCACGUUUCAAGGCAGUGACAUUUGAUAGCUGAGAGGAAAAGUGGCUUUAAUGAAAAGCAACCUUUGGAAUUCCUGCUUGUGAGAAAUCCAAUUCAGCUUUUUGUGCUGCCAGCAAGAAAUGAUCAGUAGCACCAGUGUUUAUGGCUUGAAGAUGCAGUGGACGCCGGAGCAUGCCCAGUGGCCAGAACAGCACUUUGACAUCACCUCAACCACUCGGUCUCCAGCCCACAAAGUUGAAGCCUACAGAGGUCAUUUGCAGCGCACCUACCAGUACGCCUGGGCAAACGAUGACAUAUCAGCUCUGACGGCAUCGAACCUACUAAAAAAGUACGCAGAGAAAUAUUCUGGCAUUUUGGAGGGUCCGGUGGACCGCCCGGUACUCAGCAACUAUUCAGAUGCACCAUCAGGACUAGUGAAUGGUCGGAAAAAUGACAGCGAACCUUGGCAGCCUUCCUUGAAUUCAGAAGCGGUCUACCCCAUGAACUGUGUUCCGGACGUCAUCACGGCCAGCAAAGCUGGAGUCAGUUCAGCCCUCCCUCCAGCAGACGUCUCUGCAAGUAUAGGGAGCUCUCCCGGGGUGGCCAGCAACCUGACCGAACCUAGUUAUUCCAGUAGCACCUGUGGAAGCCACACUGUACCUAGUCUUCAUGCAGGGCUUUCAUCUCAGGAAUACGCUCCCGGAUACAAUGGAUCAUAUUUACAUUCUACAUACAGCAGCCAGCCGGCACCUGCACUUCCUUCCCCUCAUCCAUCUCCUUUGCAUAGCUCCGGGCUCCUGCAACCGCCACCGCCACCUCCUCCUCCGCCAGCCCUGGUCCCAGGCUACAAUGGGACUUCUAACCUCUCCAGUUACAGCUAUCCCUCGGCUACCUAUCCUCCUCAGACUGCUGUGGGGUCUGGGUACAGCCCUGGGGGAGCGCCCCCUCCUUCAGCAUACCUGCCUUCAGGAAUUCCUGCUCCCACCCCCCUGCCUCCCACCACGGUUCCUGGCUACACCUACCAGGGUCAUGGUUUGACACCUAUUGCACCCUCGGCCAGUUCUCUCAAAAGGAAAGCUUUCUACAUGGCAGGGCAAGGAGAUAUGGACUCCAGUUAUGGAAAUUACAGCUAUGGCCAACAGAGAUCUACACAGAGUCCUAUGUACAGAAUGCCCGACAACAGCAUUUCAAACACCAACCGGGGGAAUGGCUUUGACAGAAGUGCUGAAACAUCAUCCUUAGCAUUUAAGCCAACGAAGCAGCUAAUGUCCUCUGAACAGCAAAGGAAAUUCAGCAGCCAGUCCAGUAGGGCUCUGACCCCUCCUUCCUACAGUACUGCUAAAAAUUCCUUGGGCUCCAGAUCCAGUGAGUCUUUUGGGAAAUACACGUCGCCAGUAAUGGGUGAGCAUGGGGAUGAGCAUCGGCAGCUCCUCUCUCACCCAAUGCAAGGCCCUGGACUCCGGGCAGCUACCUCAUCCAACCACUCUGUGGAGGAGCAGCUGAAGAAUACUGACACGCACCUCAUUGACUUGGUAACCAAUGAGAUUAUCACCCAAGGACCUCCAGUGGACUGGAAUGACAUUGCUGGUCUCGACCUGGUGAAGGCUGUCGUGAAAGAGGAGGUGUUAUGGCCAGUGCUGAGGUCGGAUGCAUUCAGUGGACUCACGGCCUUACCUCGAAGCAUCCUUUUGUUUGGGCCUCGGGGAACAGGCAAAACCUUAUUGGGCAGAUGCAUAGCAAGUCAGCUGGGGGCCACCUUUUUUAAAAUUGCCGGCUCAGGACUGAUCGCCAAGUGGUUAGGAGAAGCCGAAAAAAUCAUCCACGCCUCCUUUCUUGUGGCCAGGUGUCGCCAGCCCUCAGUGAUUUUUGUUAGUGACAUUGAUAUGCUUCUCUCUUCCCAAGUGGGUGAGGAGCACAGUCCAGUCAAUCGGAUGAGAACCGAAUUUCUGAUGCAGCUGGACACUGUACUAACUUCAGCUGAGGACCAAAUCGUAGUAAUUUGUGCCACCAGUAAACCAGAAGAAAUAGAUGAAUCUCUUCGGAGGUACUUCAUGAAACGACUUUUAAUCCCACUUCCUGACAGCACAGCGAGGCACCAGAUAAUAGUACAACUGCUCUCACAGCACAAUUACUGUCUCAAUGACAAGGAGUUUGCACUGCUCGUCCAGCGCACAGAAGGCUUUUCUGGACUAGACGUGGCUCAUUUGUGUCAGGAAGCAGCAGUGGGCCCCCUCCAUGCUAUGCCAGCCACAGACCUUUCAGCCAUUAUGCCCAGCCAGUUGAGGCCCGUUACAUAUCAAGACUUUGAAAAUGCUUUCUGCAAGAUUCAGCCUAGCAUAUCUCAAAAAGAGCUUGAUAUGUAUGUUGAAUGGAAUAAAAUGUUUGGUUGCAGUCAGUGAUAACGUCUUUAAAAAAAAAUGUAAUGAAUGUUGGCACACACACAUAAAACCUGCUACGUAGGGAAUAGAGCCCCUUCCCAGUAGUGUUUAAAUUGCAAAGGGCACUGGGGAAGACAACAAUUAAGUGGCAUCUUUAGAGUCAGGGUAGAUUUGGAGGAAAAGUACAUCAAAUGAGAGCUUCCGAUUUGAAAGCCCCAGAUGACAGAAAGCAUAUGUGGAUGCUCAGUUCCGUUCAAACUAGACAACACUCACCAAGGAGCAAGGAGCAAGGUGCAAGUGUGUUGAUUUCAGAAGGACAUGAACCUCGUGUGUUGAUUCCAUUCUGCUGUUCUCGAGAUUUAGUUGCUGUCAAGUGCCUGGAGUGGUGCUUUAUUUUUUGUUUGCCUCACAAUUACAUUGGUGGCAUGUGCUAAUAUAAAGAGCUUUAACUUCAAACAUUAUUGGACUAAAGAGAUGAACGGUUGUGUUAUGACAGAAAACCAGAUUUUUGCCAUUUUAAGAGCAACAGUAUUCCUCAAUCCUGUCUGUUCUGCAGUAUUAAGCUAAGAACAGGUAAAACAGGGUAAACGGUAAUCUGGACCUUAAUUUCUGCAGUUCAUUUCUUUUAAUGUUCUUGUCUGCAAAAACUCAGGAAAGUGAUUGUGAUUUGUACAGUACCUCAAAGGAAUGUGUUGAAAGCACUAUGUACUGCUGAGAGUAAUAGGAUAGGCUUCAAUGUUACUUUAUAUUAAGAUGUAUGUUUACCUCAACAAUUGGAAAAUAGCAAGGAAAUUACUUUGAAUGUAUCCAGAAAAAAAAAAUACUGAGUGUGAUACAACUGAAUAUUUACAACUUAAAAUAGAAAUGGAAGGAUUUUUUUUUUAAGUUCUUUACUAAGUAUGGGAAAUUAAUCAGAGCAGGUAAUUCUUUAUGUCAAUAACUGCAAGAGUUCUUAGUACAUUGCUCCUUGAUAAUUAAGUGAAAAUGUUCUUAAAAGGUACACUGGUUAAUGAAAACUACUCAUUCAGUUUGUGUUAGUAUCUAGAAAAGUCAGCUGCAGACUUGUUUAGGGCCCUGAAAGUCACAUUACUCAAAAACUAUAACUGCCUUUUACUGCUUAAGUGGUAUGGUUGGUGAGGUGGUGGUGGUGGUGGUGGUGGUAGUGAUGGUGGUGAUGGUAGUGGUGGUGGUAGUUUUCAAGUUAUCUCUGAUCUGCUGGGAAUGGUGUCAUUCUGUUCACUGAUCUAGUUUAUAGGCUUACUGUGCUUUUGAAAAAAAAAACGCACAGGAUAGCAACCCAAACAAACACACAAAUAAGUUUUUUUUAAAGCAAAACAAAAGGCAACCAACCAACUGAUAUGGAUCUAUGAGGGACCUCUACAGCCCAUCUGCUUUUUUACUUACUCUUGUUCGUGCAAUUUUUCCUUCUCAUUUUGAUAUCUGGGUGUAGUGCUCCUGCGUUCAUUUCUACCUCAGUUUUGUUAUAUUUCUCUUGGAAAGUAAAGUGAAAAAUUGGAAGUGGACGCGCAUGCACACACAUACAUACACACACACUCACACUCACUCUCACCCACACACACACACACAGUAUAGCUUGCCAAAUACGUUACUUUCUAUUUCCCAAAAUACCAGUAUGUGUACUUCCACCGUCUCCCUUCCACAGGAUAUGUGGUAUUUUUCUGACUUUUCCAUUCCUCUCCUGCUUCCUACCAAGUUGUUCUUUGUAUCCUUGAAUGCUUUAUGUGCAACUUUUCAUUGAAAGCUGGCUGAUGGUCGCCAAUGUCUCUGGACAGUCACAGUGCAGGUAGUAGCUUUCCAAAGCCACUGCCCCAUGCAUAAACAGAGCAGCCUAGCGUUUUGAAUGUAUUUUUCUUGUUCUUUCUUUAUUUUAUUUUAUUUUAGUUUAGAGAUGCAGUAACAAAACUAUUGCAAAGCACUGGCAUUUUAUGUAUUCAAUAAGUGAUGUAUAUUUUAAAAAUUAAAUAAAUGCAAUGAGAAGCCCCAAGAAAGGUCUUCCUGUUAUUUGUCUUUCCUUCAAAAAAUUUUUAUUGAGCUUCUCCACACUGUCAAAUUAUCUGAAAUAUUUAACAUAGAGAAAACUAAUGAGGGACGAUGAUAGCUCUGAAAUUUUAUGAUGCUUAACUAUAAAUCCUGCCCCCUCUUUUGAAAAUUUUUUAUGUUGUCAAAAACUCAGCAAAUGAACCAGAAUUUAAUUUGCUGUAAUAGCCUAUCAAACUAAAACUGUGCUUAUAUAUAAAUAUUCCAUAUUAAAAAUCAGUGCCUUUCAUUAAGGAUACAAAAAAUAAUACUUAAAUAUGUCCUCUGCUUUUCGCAAGUGAAUAAACUCUCCAAUCAUGUUCUGGGUCUACCAUGUAUAUCCCUUGAGGUAAAGAAAUUCGAGCAUUCACAUUAACUCUUGGUUCAUAUUGAUCUCAGUGACAAGUUUACUUUUGCACAGUGCUGACCUAUUUUCUAUCUUUUAGACAUUACAUCUCAUUUCCACCAACAUGCUGUGUUCACUUGAAAGCAUCUGGCAAGUUUUGACAAACCCAUUCUUAUUUAGACGACUUUGGAAAAUCCAAUGUUGACCCACAUUUUUUGUGUGUAUGUGGCUAGCGAGACUUAAAUGCCAAAAAAAAAAAAAAAAGGAAAGAAAAGAAAAAAGAAAACAUGGCUGCACUAUUGUAAUUCAUACUCAUACACCUGGAAAAUAAAGUGAAGUCAUCUAUAUUGGCUUUUAGCUUUAAAUGAAUUAAUGAUUCGUUUAAGAUAUGAGUGUUCACAAUCCUUCCGCAGAAGCGGAAGUUGUGUGUGAGUUUCAGUUUGCCUCUCCAGUUCUAAGAACUGAUCUGUUAAGUAACUGGGCAAUUGGAAGAAACAAAGAUCUAUUGGAGUUGCUAAGGCUGACCUCUGAGUAGAUAGUGCUCUCCUGUGGUUCUCUAAUUCUACAGAGGAACAUUAUGAACGCUACUAAGAUUAGCCUUAUAAUAAGCGCUUUUCUGAAUCUAAGCUCCACUUUGCGAUGGACAUAGGUCCCAAAUUUUCAGCCUCUUCUUGACUACAAAGAAUUUAGAGGAGACUCCUAAUGAAGGUAAGACGAUGAGAUAGCCCAAAUUUCUACCUAUCUGACCAGAGGAUUCAACCAGUCGAGUUAACAGACCUAAUUCUUUCCUUCAUAACUAUAAUAACAUUUCCAAGAGGGACAAAAAGGAAGUGAGGGGAACGAAUUCAGUGGAAGGCUCAAUAGAAAUUCAAGAGGUAGUUUGUAAUGACCUGAUAUGUGACACAAAUUAUGAAAAGAAAGAAAAAAAACUUUACAUUUCUAGCAUGCUCUCCAAAAUAUUUAGAACAUUAGUGACAAUAUAGAAAACUUUGCUGACUUGAGCUGAUCAAUGGAAUGUGAAGGCAGUAUACUUUAAGGCUAUUUACUUUUGCACAGAAUGUUUAUCUAUUAGUCAGUUUGUAUUCUACUCAAAUGCAGAUAGACGGGUAAAAUGUUUUCUUGUGCAUUUGAAACCUAUCAAGGAGAAAAUAAACCAUUCCACUAAAACACAUAGGCCAAACACCAUCUGGGCAAGUGAUAAAAGCUAUCCAGAGGCUAUACUAUGUAAAAUAACAAGGUCAAUUUAUAUGGGUUGCAUAGCACUUGGCUAUGCAGUUUUGAAAAGAAUACAUCCAAAAUAAUCCAAAUUAAUUCCUACAAUAGGUCAUUGUAAAUUUAAAUAUAUUUGUGGAUUGGAAAGUAUGUUUUAGAGGCAUUUAAAAUCUCUCUGGAAGUGUAUCCAACUCCAAUCAGAAAGAUACUUGUGUAAUACAGCUCUGUUUCUUAGCAAGAAUUGGUAUCAUGAUUCUUGGGAAUGCUUUUUGCAAAGUGAAAGGGACACAGUUUGUUGAACUAUUGAGGCCACUAGAGUAAAGUUCUAAUUUCUAAUAUAUAUAUAUAUAUAUAUAUAUACACAUAUACAUAUAUAUAAAUAUAAAUAUAAUGUGUGUUUGUGUGUGUAUGUGUGUGUGCUGUUUUCACCACCACCUACUUGAACUUUAAAGCACGCAUUUAUUACUACGAAGCAAGUGGUUAAUUCCUUUCUUUAUAUGUGCAGAGGUAUACACGAGUAUUUUACAAUUCAGUUUUAACACAUUAUUUUUUUCGUUAAGAAAAGUAAAGCCUUCAGUUGUCGAAUUAUCUGGCAAUGUUGUAUGAAUCACAUUAGCGCACACAGAGCUAUUAGUAUUUCAGAAUUCACUAGCAGCUGUACUUGUGACUAACCAACACAUGAACUGAGCUCACACUCUGCUAAGACCUUUGGUUGACAUUCGAUUUUGAACCUGCCAGAUGCAUUUGUGUGGACCAGGGAUACUGCAUCUUUAAUGAACAAGUCUCUCCUCUUUCCCCUGUUUUUAAAUACAACCCAAGCAGUGUAGCACUAGGCACUGCAAUUGUCAAAGACAAUUAGACUGAAAGCAGGAAAAUUUCACCUCCCUGUCUCCGUGAUAUGUAGAAUGUCGGCAGUGUGGGUCAGCCUUGCCACAGAGUUGUGUGAGAAUAUAUGAAUCAGUCCUAUAGAAUGUUAAAUAUUUAUAAAAACAGUUCUGUACUACACCAAGGUUGGGAGCAAAUUCAUUCCUCUUGUUUCUUCUAAUACACAAACAAAAAAAGUAGAAGUUUAUUUCCAGGCUUAAAACUCACUCCUCUUCUCUUCUCUUCUCUUUUCUUCUCUUCUUUUCUUUUCUCCCCCCUC